CCUUGCGAAGUAAUAACCACCCAAUGACCUCAUCGCCCUACCGGAAGUCUCUUUUGAAACCGUCCAAGCGUGGUUGUAAUGAUCCAAAGCAUGCUCGGGUUCGACAUCACCUAACAAGCACCACAACUUUGCUUCCCGAGCAGCAUCUAAGCCUUCCGUCCUUCCAGGAGAUCCCGAACCAAUGCAAUAGCCUUGUCUUUUCUUUCCAUGCUCUGCCAGCACAACACGGCUUCCUCCCACAUCUCCAAACGUUCGAAUAUUUCCAGAGCCGACUUCACAACUCCGAGAGAUAAAAAACGCUUCGCCAGUUCCUUCUCCAUCUCCCAUUUACUGGGAAGCAGUAAAUCAUGGAUGUACAGCAAACGUUCCGAUACCGAAGAAUCCGCUGUAGGCAUCUGAUCGACAAGUGCUUGCAAUUGCAGGGUUGAUCGUUCAACUGUACGGGUGCGGUUGGCUUCGAGGCGGGAUCGGAGCAGAAGAGCCAUGGUGUGGAUAGACCAAUUUCUUGGGUGCGAGAUAACGCGUGAAACAUAGGCGGACAUCUGUUCCGCAGUGAGACCAUGAGCGGGAGAGGUAUUCUUUAUGUUCAAGCACAACGCAAGGAGAAUACAUUGGUCCAGUGGAUGAAGAGCAGGCUGUGCGGAAGGGUCAAGUUCACGUAAUCGAGCAUUUGUACCAAUGGAAGUU
Molecule: messenger RNA, 687 nt
Organism: Somion occarium
Lineage: Eukaryota; Fungi; Basidiomycota; Agaricomycetes; Polyporales; Cerrenaceae
Source: the annotation of a GenBank genome assembly